Triplophysa rosa is the source of this 2415-nucleotide messenger RNA. It is a transcript of the gene gpr161a, whose product is annotated as G protein-coupled receptor 161b. Gene Ontology annotation, molecular function: G protein-coupled receptor activity. Bases 207 to 1763 code for a protein of 518 amino acids. The transcript is spliced from 6 exons. The record is from RefSeq and is a predicted model, not a curated record. Lineage: Eukaryota; Metazoa; Chordata; Actinopteri; Cypriniformes; Nemacheilidae. Gene Ontology annotation, biological process: G protein-coupled receptor signaling pathway. Gene Ontology annotation, cellular component: membrane; recycling endosome.
AGGAGUGAUCCGCCAUUGCGGUGCUGUCUGUCUCUCUUCAUCAUAAACAAACUGCGAAUAAAGAUUAAAAUACCGACACAACUUGUUUCCAGCGACAUUAAAUGCGAUCUAAAAGCGAGAAGUCUUUGUGAGAUGCCCAAGAAAUGGAUCUACGGCCUGUGCAAACAUAUCGAUGCUCUCCAUUGGGAUGAUACAGCGUCCUUACCAUGAACACCAGACGCAAUGAAACAUGGCUGGCGAAUGUCACAGACCUGGGAGACGGCAGGACUUGGGUGGUGGAGUCUGUUGUCAUUCUUGUAAUCGCUCUGUUCGUGUGUCUGGGUAACCUUAUCGUUGUGGUGACCCUGUAUCGAAAGCCCUAUCUCCUGACUCCGAGCAAUAAGUUUGUGUUCAGCCUGACGCUGUCUAACCUCCUCUUGUCCGUUCUGGUUCUGCCGUUCGUGGUGGUCAGCUCUUUUAAUGGAGAAUGGCUGUUUGGUGUUGUGUGGUGUAACUUCACAGCACUGCUGUACCUGCUCAUCAGCUCUGCCAGCAUGCUGACUUUAGGAGCCAUUGCCAUCGACAGGUACUAUGCAGUGUUAUUCCCUAUGGUUUACCCCAUCAAGAUCACCGGAAACCGUGCUGCAGUGGCCAUCGUCUAUCUGUGGCUGCAUUCUCUAGUGGGCUGCCUUCCACCUCUAUUCGGGUGGUCCGCGUUCGAGUUCGACCCCUUCAAGAAGACGUGCUCGGUGGCUUGGCAUCGCGAACUUGGCUACACUGCAUUCUGGGUGGUGUGGUGCUGUCUGAUUCCGCUCUGUGCCGUGCUGGUGUGCUACAGUCUCAUCUUCCGCGUGGCUCGGCUCAAAGCCCGCAAGGUGCAUUGCGGGACGGUUGUAGUGUCCCAGUUGCCCUCGUCGUCCAAUAGGAACGGCCGAAAGAACUCCACUGCCUCUGUUUCUUCCAUCGGCAGUCGUAGAGGCAUCAUUUACGCCGGCAGCCAGUGUAAAGCACUGGUCACCAUUUUAGUGGUGGUUGGCACCUUCUUGUUGACGUGGGGGCCGUAUGUCGUAGUGAUUUGCACAGAAGCAGUGUGGGGUAAAGGAAGCGUGUCUCCCGGACUGGAAACGCUGGUGACCUGGCUGUCAUUCGUCAGUGCCGCGUGUCAUCCUCUCAUAUACGGGCUGUGGAAUAAAACCGUUAGGAAGGAGCUGCUCGGCAUGUGCUGCGGUGACCACCACUACAGAGAAUCCUUCGUCAGCCGUCACAGGAAGUCCCGCCUCUUUAGCAUCUCCAAUCGAAUCACAGAUCUCGGUAUGUCUCCACACCUGACAGCCAUGCUUGCAGGUGGAGGUCAGCUUUUAGGUGCCGGGAGCAGCACAGGAGACACCGGCUUCAGCUUUUCCCAGGACUCGGGUACAGAUAUCAUGUUGCUUGAUAACUGUUCCGAGUGUCCAGAAACCUCCCACUGCAGUGCUUCAUUCAACAAACAUAGAUGCUCCGUCAUGUUUGAGGACCAGGUGGAACAUUCAAAAGGUGAAGAUCAGUCCCAGUGCCUGGUGAAGGCGGAGAUACACCAGGCGAUUGACAGCUUUGCGUCCAGCAUGGCUAAAGCCAUAGAAAGCGAUGCCAAACUUCUUUUGAUUGACAAUAUUUCAUCAUGUCAGCCCACAGAAAGCGACUCACGCUACCCGGACGGUCAGAGGGUCCGCCUGGAGAGUAUCGAUGAGGGAAUUGUAAACGAUGACAAAGAUGAGGAAGAUGAAAUCGAGGAAAUUUGUGCAUGAAGUUGAUCGAUGUGUUGGUGUCUGCAAUAUUCGUGCAAAUAACAAAGACACCUUUCAUUUAACUGCAAGUUCAUACAUCAGUGUUGGAAAACGAUUACUUUCAAAGGCCAACAUAUAAUGAGGUGUUGAAUACACAUGUGUAGAUAUUAGUUUGUCGGCUUUAAAUAUAUAUUUCAUUGUGUCAUGUUUUACCUUGUGGCCUUUACUGCACGUCUGAAUGGAUGUGGAUGUGUUGGUAACCUUUAGACCAGCCAUAACUGUAUUUAUGAACCACUGUCCAGAAUGACAACAGUUCACUUUUGUUCUGAGGCACUGCUUGAGCUUUGACAACAUUCAUUUUUCUAUUCUGGUUUUUAAAAAUAAGGUCAUACAUUUCCACAGUGAAUGUUUUUGCAUUCUUAAAAUUGUAAAAUAAUUAUAUUUCAGACCAAAAGGUAGAAAUUAUUUCAUGAUGAUGUAUAAUCGUUUGGAAUAUAGCAGUCGUUUUAUUACAAUAUUUCAAGAUGUAAACAUUGUGUAAUAUUUCAUUAUUUGGAGCACUAUUGAAAAAACAACAUUUAAAUGAAAAGUUAUUCGUCUUAAAUAUCAUAACCACCUUUCUUAUAUUAAACUGCCCAUCUUACUUGAAAAGUAAUGGUGUCUGCUGAACAUC